AUGCCACGCUGGUGUCUUAUUGAGAGUGACCCGGCGGUAUUCACGGAACUCGUUGAGCGCUUCGGCACGCGCGGAGUGGCGGUGGAGGAACUCAUCGCACUCGAGCCGGACGCACUGCGGGGCCACACCGCCGUCUACGGACUCAUUCUUCUCUUCCGUUGGGCUCCACAGAUGAAAUCUCAACAAGAACAAGAAUCCCAAUCACAGCAACAGACAUCAGAUGGCGCCGUGGUUCCAGACGCACCCGUGUAUUUUGCACAACAGACAGUGAAUAACGCCUGCGCCACACUCGCCCUCAUAAACACGUUAUUGAACUACAGUGAUCGCAUUGAUCUUGGAGACACACUAAGCAAUUUUCUCAGUUUCACAAGGGAAAUGAAUCCUUAUCUUCGUGGGACGCAAGUUGGACAUUGUGAAGUAUUACGUGAUGCCCAUAAUUCUUUUGCUCCCGCCUGUAUUUUCGAGUUAGAUGCCGAAAAACCAGAUGCCUCUGAUGUGUACCACUUUGUUUCUUUUAUAUAUAAGAAUGGAGCUAUUUGGGAACUUGAUGGAUUACAAGAGGGUCCUAUUCUUGCUGGUGACGCCACAGAUGAAAACUACAAGGAGAAACUUAUAGAAGUGGUACAAAAACGUAUUAUUGACAAGAGUGCUGCAGAUCAAUCAAGAACCGGUCGUGGUAUCUCCUUUUCUCUUAUGGCUGUUGUAGAUGAUCGAUUACUGCAACUGGAGAAGGAAAUUAAGGAGGCAAAGGAACGCGAAGCCCCAACGAUGUAUCUUGAAGAACAACUCGAGCAACUCCGCGCACAGCGUGAAAAGGGACGGGUGGAAAAUCAGCGUCGCCGUCAUAAUUACGUAGGCAUGAUAGUGGAAUUACUCAGGGCCUUGGCAGAAAAAGGCAAGUUGAAGGAUAUUAUAGAUGAGGUGGUAAGUAAAAAACAAGCUGCAGCAAAUAGUAACUAA
This is a messenger RNA of Trypanosoma theileri, 960 nucleotides long. RefSeq names its product ubiquitin carboxyl-terminal hydrolase. The transcript has a single exon. Bases 1 to 960 code for a protein of 319 amino acids. Gene Ontology annotation, molecular function: cysteine-type deubiquitinase activity. Gene Ontology annotation, cellular component: cytoplasm. The record is from RefSeq and is a predicted model, not a curated record. Lineage: Eukaryota; Euglenozoa; Kinetoplastea; Trypanosomatida; Trypanosomatidae. Gene Ontology annotation, biological process: protein deubiquitination; ubiquitin-dependent protein catabolic process.